Messenger RNA from Helianthus annuus (common sunflower), 414 nucleotides. RefSeq lists its product as uncharacterized. The record is from RefSeq and is a predicted model, not a curated record. Bases 1 to 414 code for a protein of 137 amino acids. The transcript has a single exon. NCBI's taxonomy places the organism in Eukaryota, Viridiplantae, Streptophyta, Magnoliopsida, Asterales, Asteraceae.
AUGGUGAGAUUGUCAAAUAAUAAGGACUCAUGGAUUUGGAACAUUGACAGAGAGGACGAAUUUUCGGUAAACUCGGUAAAAAAGGCGCUAAUAUCGGAUAGGGGAAGUAGUCAUCUCCCUAAUUUCGAAUGGUGCAAAGGGGUUCCUAUCAAAUACAAUAUUAUGGCUUGGAGAGGUAACAUGGAUCGUCUUGCUACAAGAAUUAACCUGAGAAGGAACGUGGAUAUAACAUCGGUUAUGUGUCCUUUCUGCGAUGAGUAUGAGGAGUCGGUGGAUCAUUUAUUUACGGCAUGUUCGGUGGCGAUUCGAGUAUGGGCGGCUAUCAGCACAUGGUGCAACAUUCCCCCAAUAUUUGCUUUCGAUUUCAAAGAUUUGAUGGAUAUCCAUAAUUCUAAUCAAGAAGGAAAAAAAUGA